Molecule: messenger RNA, 239 nt
Organism: Cetraspora pellucida
Lineage: Eukaryota; Fungi; Glomeromycota; Glomeromycetes; Diversisporales; Gigasporaceae
Source: the annotation of a GenBank genome assembly
AUGCCUAAAACAUUUCUUCUCUAUAUGCCGAAUACUGAAGCUAUCUGCAAACAGAUUUCACAUGUUAAACAUAAAGAUUUACUUUCUCAGCUGCAAUUAUUAAAGGAUUUUGAUGUGCUGGCUUUGUUAUAUACAACUGUUCAGGAAGAAAGGUUUUUUGUCAAAGAAAUUGAGUUUGAUAAUAAAAAUAUAAUAAUUUUUUAUACAACAAACAACCUUCAAUAUUUAGAAGAAGCCAG